AUGAAUGAGGUGCAUGGUUAUCGAGCGGUGAUAGUUGGAUGGGAUCUCAAGGCUCAAGCAUCCAAAGAUUUCAUCGAAAGAGUUCAUAAGGGAAAUGAGGCGUGGACGAAUAAUCCCAAUUACGCUGUACUGAUAGACACUAGGGAUCGUUUGGUACCGCAACUCGGCUACAUUGUUCAAGAAAAUAUCGAGUUGUAUCAAGGAAGGAUCAUUCAUAGCUUACUGAAGAACUAUAUGGAGAGAUAUGAUGAGGAGAAACACAUGUACAUUCCGAAACCAUGGUUGAGAACAAUUUAUCCGGAUGAUUAG
Cooperia oncophora is the source of this 309-nucleotide messenger RNA. Lineage: Eukaryota; Metazoa; Nematoda; Chromadorea; Rhabditida; Trichostrongylidae. The record is from the annotation of a GenBank genome assembly.